UAUAUAGAGAGACAUAUAUAUGUAGAGAAGAAACAGAGAAAACAAAGAUGGGGUUGGACUGGGGACCGGUGCUAAUGUCGGUAAUUUUCUUCAUCCUGUUGAGCCCUGGAGUUCUGUUUCAGCUGCCCGGAAAGAGCAAAGCGGUUGAGUUCGGUAGGUUUCAGACAAGCGGCCCCUCCAUUGUCAUCCACACUCUCCUCUUCUUCGCCUUCAUCACCAUCUCCCUCAUCGCCCUUCACAUCCACAUCUACGCCGCCUAGUUUAACCCUACCUUCCCCCACACGUCAUGGCCCCUUCUCUGAUUUCCUUGUGGAAUAACCAUUUUUAUGAACCAUGUAACAUGUAUGCAGCAUGGGCUAAUUUAAUUAUUAGGAUAUAAGCGCGUUUAAUUACAACCUCUGAGCUGAUCUUUAUAUAUGUAUUGUCAUACAAUAAUUAAGUUUGCCAUUACUUGAA
Arabidopsis lyrata subsp. lyrata is the source of this 456-nucleotide messenger RNA. RefSeq lists its product as uncharacterized. The record is from RefSeq and is a predicted model, not a curated record. The transcript has a single exon. The coding region runs from base 48 to 260 and encodes 70 amino acids. Lineage: Eukaryota; Viridiplantae; Streptophyta; Magnoliopsida; Brassicales; Brassicaceae.